This is a messenger RNA of Peromyscus maniculatus bairdii (prairie deer mouse), 1989 nucleotides long. It is a transcript of the gene Cstf1, whose product is annotated as cleavage stimulation factor subunit 1. The record is from RefSeq and is a predicted model, not a curated record. Lineage: Eukaryota; Metazoa; Chordata; Mammalia; Rodentia; Cricetidae. Gene Ontology annotation, molecular function: protein binding; RNA binding. Gene Ontology annotation, biological process: mRNA 3'-end processing. Gene Ontology annotation, cellular component: mRNA cleavage stimulating factor complex.
GAAGUGGUGCGCUAACGGCCUGUCCGAUCUGUGGCCGUUCUGUCGCUCGCCGUGCUCCCCAGGAUCGGGCGUUUUCCCGGUCACACAGCGGCCCUUUGGGUUCAAGGUUGUCGCGACGGUGGUCAGCUCGGAGGAGCAGUCAGGGAAACCGUCCUCUUCUGCAAAAUGUACAGAACCAAAGUGGGUUUGAAGGACCGCCAGCAGCUCUACAAGCUGAUCAUUAGCCAGCUGCUCUAUGACGGUUAUAUCAGCAUUGCCAAUGGCCUCAUCAAUGAAAUCAAGCCCCAGUCGGUGUGCGCACCCUCGGAGCAGCUCCUGCAUCUCAUCAAACUAGGGAUGGAAAAUGAUGACACGGCGGUCCAGUAUGCGAUUGGUCGCUCCGAUACAGUUGCCCCUGGCACAGGGAUUGACCUGGAGUUUGAUGCAGAUGUCCAGACAAUGUCGCCCGAGGCGUCCGAGUAUGAGACCUGCUAUGUCACUUCCCACAAAGGCCCAUGCCGAGUGGCCACCUACAGCAGAGAUGGGCAGUUAAUAGCCACAGGGUCUGCUGAUGCUUCCAUAAAGAUACUGGACACAGAAAGAAUGUUGGCCAAAAGUGCCAUGCCAAUUGAGGUCAUGAUGAAUGAGACUGCGCAACAGAACAUGGAGAACCACCCAGUGAUUCGAACUCUUUACGACCAUGUGGAUGAAGUCACAUGUCUUGCUUUUCACCCUACAGAACAGAUCCUGGCCUCAGGCUCAAGGGAUUAUACUCUAAAAUUGUUUGAUUAUUCCAAACCGUCUGCAAAAAGAGCCUUCAAAUACAUUCAGGAAGCUGAAAUGCUGCGCUCCAUCUCUUUCCACCCUUCUGGAGACUUUAUCCUGGUUGGGACUCAGCACCCUACGCUUCGCCUUUAUGACAUCAACACCUUCCAGUGUUUUGUCUCUUGCAAUCCCCAAGACCAGCACACCGACGCUAUCUGUUCCGUUAACUACAAUCCUAGUGCCAACAUGUACGUCACUGGCAGCAAGGACGGCUGCAUCAAGCUCUGGGAUGGCGUCUCCAAUCGAUGCAUCACAACCUUUGAGAAAGCUCACGAUGGCGCGGAAGUCUGUUCUGCCAUUUUCUCCAAGAAUUCCAAGUAUAUCCUCUCGAGUGGAAAAGACUCUGUAGCUAAGCUCUGGGAGAUCUCCACGGGGAGGACGCUGGUGAGGUACACAGGCGCGGGUCUGAGUGGACGGCAGGUGCACCGGACACAGGCUGUGUUUAACCACACUGAGGACUAUAUUUUGCUGCCGGACGAAAGGACCAUCAGCCUCUGCUGCUGGGACUCUAGGACAGCUGAGCGCAGAAACCUGCUGUCCCUGGGCCACAACAACAUCGUGCGCUGCAUUGUGCACUCACCCACCAACCCUGGCUUCAUGACAUGCAGUGACGACUUCCGAGCUCGGUUCUGGUACCGGAGGUCCACCACUGACUGAGCUGGCCCCGCUCCUAGGGUUCUUGUCUCAGGAGUCCCCCUCCUCCCUGUGUCCUGCCACCAGCUGCAGUAGUGAGCAGUUUGUACCAUCUGAGGUGGGUGUGCGCCGCCUGGCUCCUGCCUUGGAUCUGUACUUGGAGGCUCUUUUUUACCUUGCUGUAGAGUUGCGGUGGGAAAAGUUGGAAACAGACUGUGCCGUUGUCCUGGUGCAGUGAUUUCGCUGUGCUUUCCACCAGCGUAGUAAGUGCAGGACUUGCCAUGGCUUUUGACUCUUGUUCCUGGAGAAGGACAGACUAUUGAAGGACUUCGUGGCCCUGGGGGAGUCUCUCACAAGGACUGCCAUCAGGGUCUUUUGCCACCUCUUGCGCCUGUCCUGCCCCCUCUGUAUUUCCUUUCCAGAGGCAUUUUGGCUCACACAGAGGUCUGCAGCUCUGAGGAUCUCGGGUUUUGUGCCAUGUGGAACCACCGUCCAGGGAUCCCAGUCCCAUCUUGAGGUGACGUCAUUGGGUAAUAAAGCUCAGAUCUACAA